UAAAUUUAGUGCUAAAUAUGAGAUUCUUGUCAACGAAAUUAAAUUCAAAAUCAAUCAGUGACGAUCAAAAAUAUUAAUAUAUGUUUUGGUUUCGAUGGUGAAUUUCCAUUACCAAAUUCUGCCAAUAUUAAUGAGUACAUAUAUAACCGUAAUUAGUGUCAUAUUUAGCUUCAAUUAUAUAAUUUGAAAUAUUCAUAUGGCAAUCAUACAUUGUGACAAAUGAAUUAAAGAAAUUAUUACUUUUAAUCUAUAUAUAUUAGAAAAUAAAAAGUCACAAAUAUUAGAUAUAAUGAACUAUGGAACAAAAAUUUGCAUGUUUUUAUAAUGUAAGCUUAUUUGUUUUGUUUUUUUUUUUAAGUUUGUGUAGUUGGUAGGUGCAAUUAAGUAUAUCUUAUGAAAAAUCAAAUUUAUAAGAGUGAGUAAAGACUAAUAUAAAUUUAUUAUGAAUUUAAGAAAAAAAAUGAGAAACAUGAGUUUACGGUUACCAGCUUUGCAAGCAAAUCGCCAUAAUGAUAUCAAAAUCUCACUAUUUAAUUUUACGUAACUUACGCUCCACUACAAUUUUAAACUUGUCGUAAUUGUAAUAAUCGCUGAUAAUCAACGCUGAAAAAAAAUAUUACAUUAAUGAUUGCCAUAUGUAAUUCCAUGGUAGUAUUCCAAAUUUAUUUGUGUUUCCAAAUUUAAGGAAAUAAUAGUUAAAAUCAUUAUAUUAAAGGAUUUUACUUGUUCAAAAUGUAUAUUAUAAUUUAAAAUUACAUAAUUUAGGAAAAAUAAUUGAAUUCAAAACAAUUUUACACCAACAAAAAAUUAUACAAUCAAUAACUCCAGAAAUGUUUUCCCACCAAACGAAUUUCAUAGAAUCCCAUAAUAUUUAUACAUUCACGAAUACAAUUCAAUUUGGUUUGAUAGACACGAAACCGGUUUAUUAAACCGAGCUGGGUGUUUAUUAAAAAUCUAUUUUAUAAUUUCAACAUAUUUCAAUUGAUAUACAAUAAAAUAUAUUAAUAUAUUUAUUCUAUUGAUAUAUGAUAAAAUAUAUAAACAAAAUAAUGGUUUAACUAUAUGGUUGACUUAAUAAUUCAUCCCGAAGCCACUAAAAUAAUUUAGAGUAAUGUUUGUAUCGUUAUACUCAUAUAUUAUUGAGAAUAUGAAAAACCGAUGAUAAUUAUAUAUUGCCAUUUUGAUUUUAGUGGUUUGUAUACAUGAUGCAAAUGACCAAUAUAUCAUGCUGUCUUGAUUUUAUGUAAAAAAAAUAAUCAUGGAGUAUAAAGGUAUUGGAGAGUUCCUCCUCGUACAUGGUCUAUGCUAAAUCAAAUUUUUUUUGGGCAUAGGACAAAUCAAUUUCGUGAACGUUCACUAUAGAACCGGUUUCUAUAUCGGAUAUUGAGGAUGCAUAUAAUAUAUCAUAGUAAUUAAAAUCUAAUGAUCAAUGGUAAGAUAUGUAAUUAAUCUAGUAAAACGAGGGUCUUUAAAUAUAUGAUGUGAGAGUGAUUUUGGUGUUGCCACAUAAGAAAUAACAUUUUUUUUAUAAUAACACAUGAAAUAAAUGUUAUUUAAUAAUAGUGCUUCUCAAAUAAUAAAAAAGGAUAUUAAAAUAAAGUCGGUUCAAUAUUAUUAACUUAAAUAUAAUAUAAACUUAUAUUUAAUAUUUAAUAGAGACAUUCUCUAGGAUAGUACUUUUGAAGUUUUUUUCACAAAAAUAGCUUUUAGUGAAAAAAAUGAUUAAAAUAAGUUUUAUUAAAUUUUUAUUCUAGGGUUAACGAGGUUUCGAUUGGGGAUUUGACUUUAGAAGCUGUAGAGGCUUUCAGAUAAUCUUAAAGUCUCUAAAGUUAAUUUUAUGCCAAUCAGGCUUUAGACUUUCUAAAGUCUUUAAAGUCAUCCUAAAAUAUCUCAAAGCCAAAAUGACUGUUUUUGUACAUAACGUGAGUUGGUUUUCUUAAAGUCACAAUUUAUGGCUUUUAAUGUUUCUAAAGCCACAAUUUUAAAAGCCAACUUUUAUAAACAGUCAAAAUUUUCACAGUCACCCUCAAUCGGACCCCUAAUCUAUACUUAGAGUUUAUAGUUAAUGAGUGAUAUUUUGAGAAUAGGGUUUCAAAAUUAAAAAAAAAAACAAAAAAUAAAUAUUAAAAAUUUCAAAAUAAAAAAGAUAUUUUGGUCUUUUUCUUUCCGGAGAGCUAUUUUUUUUUAAUUAUGCAUAAGAUAAUGAUAAAUUAUCAUCUAAAUCACUAAUAUUAUUUAUUUGGACUAAUAACUGAGCAUAAAAUAUGACUAAACCUAAAAUUAUUGGAAGCAUGACAAAUCAGCAAAUUCACUUUUCAAUAAUAAUAUAGAUAAAUAAUUAUAAACUUUUUAUGCAUGCAUGUGCGGACAAAACACCUAGUUAUAUAUAAAUUUAAGCAUCUAAAUCCUCUAGUCAAUGUGUCUAAAAGUCGUUUUCUCGAGACAUGUACUACAUGGACAACAAUUGUCAAUAUUACAAAAGUGAACCAAAAACAGCAACCUAAAGUACGUACAUAGUUUGCGUAUUGUUUAUGCUUAAAUUGUAAUAUCUGAUCUGUUAAUAAUUUUGAUUAUACAUAUAAGGCCGGCUCAACAUUUAUUUUGGUCCCUAGAAUUUUUUUUUUAACCUCCUGAUAUUUAUGUUUAUUUAAAAUUAAAAUAUAUUUACAUUUUUUAUCAUCAACAUCUUUAUAAAUUUUGUGAUAACAAAAUAUGUUGUAAAAUAUUUUAGGGUCCAUUUUCAACCAAAUUUAAUAAAUAUUUAGAUUUUCUAUAUAAAUAUGUAUAUGUUAAAAAAAUUAGACCUUUUAAUUAUCUAAAUACGGAGAGAAACAGAUCUAAAUUCGGUCACCUCUUGUCUCUCUAUAUUAACUGAUCAUGAUCCCUAUAUUAGCCGACCUUGCAUAUUGCAUAUUGUUCAUCUAUUUAAAGCUUACAUUGCAUCACCCAAAAGUUUUUUUAGUUAAUAUAUUUGAAAUUUUGAUGAAAUAGUGAUUUGAAAUGUUAUUUUAGAUUUAGAAAAAAAAAAUUAAUAUAUUUUUAUCUGAAAUUGUUGUUCAAUGCAAAACUAUUAUAAUCUUUAAAUUAGUCGUUAUAGGCCUUUAAGUGGAAUAUUUCGGCCCAAUGGGCAUAUCUCGCCCCUUUUUCAGUCAACUCAGUUUCAUUUUUAGUUUCAACCCAAUUUGAUCAAAAAAAAAAAAGUUUCAACCCAAAAGAAAAAGAAAAUUGUCGUCUUCUUCAAUUCUUCUUCGUCGUCUUCACCUCCAUUUUUAAAGCAGUAGGUUGUCAAUGGCGCGUAACCGGGAGGGUUUGGUUUUGUUGGUGGAUAUAGGCCCUGCCAUGCAUAGUGUACUCCCUGAUGUCGAAAAGACAUGUUCUUUGCUCAUGCAAAAGAAGUUGAUUUACAACAAGUUUGAUGAAGUUGGAAUUGUUGUCUUUGGAACUCAAGAAACCGAAAAUGAGCUUGCUAGGGACAUAGGUGGAUAUGAGAACAUUAAGGUGUUAAGGAACAUCAAAGUUGUUGAUGAACUCGUGGUUGAUCUUGUAAAGCGUCUCCCUCGAGGACCUGUAGCUGGCGACUUUCUUGAUGCUUUGAUUGUUGGGAUGGAUAUGCUUAUAAAGAUGUAUGGUGCUGGGCAAAAAGGGAAAAAGCGGUUGUGUCUCAUCACCAAUGCAGCUUGUCCUACCAAAGAUCCAUUUGAAGGGACCAAAGAUGAGCAAGUCAGUACCAUUGCUGUGAAAAUGGCUGCAGAGGGUAUAAAGAUGGAAAGCAUUGUUAUGAGGGCUGAUGCAAGCGGUGAUGUUGAUGAGAGGAUAAUAGAGGAGAAUGAUCAUUUGUUGACUUUGUUCUCCACCAACGCCAUUGCGAAAACAGUGUAUGUUGAGAGUCCACUCUCACUGCUAGGUUCCUUAAAGACCCGGAGAGUUGCUCCUGUUACUUUGUUCAGAGGUGAUCUUGAGAUUAACGCAUCAAUGAAGAUCAAGGUGUGGGUUUAUAAGAAAGUCGCUGAGGAGAGACUUCCUACGCUAAAAAUGUAUUCUGACAAGGCCCCUCCAAGUGACAAGUUUGCUAAACACGAAGUGAAGAUCGAUUAUGAUUAUAAAGUUACCGCAGAGACUAGUGAAGUUCUUGCUCCAGAAGAAAGGAUCAAGGGCUUUCGCUAUGGACCUCAUGUCAUUCCUAUCUCACCGGAUGAGAUGGAAACACUCAAGUUCAAAACUGAAAAGGGCAUGAAGCUUCUUGGAUUCACUGAUGCAUCAAACAUACUCCGACAUUAUUACAUGAAAGACGUGAACAUAGUUGUUCCAGACCCGAGCAAAGAAAAAUCUGUGAUUGCAGUCUCUGCGCUUGCAAGAGAAAUGAGGCAAACAAACAAGGUGGCAAUUGUACGUUGUGUCUGGAGAAACGGACAAGGGAAUGUAGUUGUUGGGGUCCUCACUCCGAAUGUGUCUGAACGAGAUGACACCCCUGAUUCUUUCUACUUCAACGUGCUGCCUUUCGCCGAGGAUGUCCGCGAGUUUCCGUUUCCUUCUUUCAGUAGAUUUCCUGCGUCGUUGAAGCCUGAUGAGCAACAGCAAGCGGUGGCUGAUAACUUGGUUAAGAUGCUUGACCUUGCACCUUCUCCUAAAGAGGAAGUGCUAAAGCCUGAGCUUACUCCUAACCCAGUUCUGCAGCGCUUUUAUGAAUACCUCGAGUUGAAAUCAAAAUCCACGGACGCUGCUUUACCUCCAAUGAAUGAAGCUUUCAAGAGGAUUAUGGAGCAGGAUCCAGAACUCUCUUCCAGCAAUAAAUCUAUAAUGGAUUCUUUUAGUGGAAGUUUUGAAGUGAAGGAGAACCCAAAGUUGAGAAAGGCUUCUAAGAGAUUGUUAAGGGAUAAGCCAUCUGGUUCAGAUGAUGAAGACAAUCGCAUGAUUACUUAUAAUCCCAAUGAGAACAGUAUUGACACAGUUGGAGAUGCAAACCCGGUUCAAGAUUUUGAAGCUAUGAUAUCUCGAAGAGAUGGCAAUGAUUGGACUGAUAAAGCAAUCAGUGAGAUGAAAAAACGGAUAGUGAAGCUGGUGGAAGAUAGUAGUACCACCGAUGAAGGUGAUAAAGCAUUGGAAUGUUUGCUCUCUUUACGUAAAUGCUGCGUCUUGGAACAGGAGCCAAAGCAGUUCAAUGAGUUCUUGAACCAUCUAUACGAGUUAUGCCAAGAAAAGAAGUUGUCUCAUUUUCUUGAACAUUUUACGUCCAAGAAGAUCACAAUGAUUCCCAAAUCAGAAGCAGCAGACAGUGAUGUGGCUGACGAGGAGGCUGCAGAUUUCACCCUCAAACAAGAGCCAAAGCUCGAGACCUAACAAAGAUCUUCACUACAAUCUCACUUGUGGUAGUGUGACAAUAUUUUCCAAAACGAUGCUGGUGUUUUGUCUGACUCUUUGUUGCCUGUUCAAGACUCGGCACCUAGUUUGUUAUCGCCAUCAUUGCUAAUUUCAGAAACGAUCUUAGUGUAAAUGGCUAGGACUGUUUUUUGAUGGGUGAUAAAAGUAUUGAAAGUGUUAUUUUCAACACAAUACUACUCACAAGCUCAUCUUAAAAACUCA
Molecule: messenger RNA, 5580 nt
Organism: Brassica rapa (field mustard)
Lineage: Eukaryota; Viridiplantae; Streptophyta; Magnoliopsida; Brassicales; Brassicaceae
Product: ATP-dependent DNA helicase 2 subunit KU80
Biological process (GO): telomere maintenance; double-strand break repair via nonhomologous end joining; DNA recombination
Cellular component (GO): Ku70:Ku80 complex; nucleus
Molecular function (GO): double-stranded DNA binding; damaged DNA binding; telomeric repeat DNA binding
Source: RefSeq, a predicted model, not a curated record